This is a messenger RNA of Candida dubliniensis CD36, 9255 nucleotides long. It is a transcript of the gene VPS13, whose product is annotated as membrane morphogenesis protein. Lineage: Eukaryota; Fungi; Ascomycota; Pichiomycetes; Serinales; Debaryomycetaceae. Bases 1 to 9255 code for a protein of 3084 amino acids. The record is from RefSeq and is a predicted model, not a curated record. Gene Ontology annotation, biological process: late endosome to vacuole transport; protein targeting to vacuole; mitochondrion organization. Gene Ontology annotation, cellular component: extrinsic component of membrane. The transcript has a single exon.
AUGUUUGAGUCUCUCGUAGCAAAUUUGGUAAACCGUUUUUUGGGAUCAUACUUGGAAAACUUUGACACAAACCAGUUAAACAUUGGAAUAUGGAGUGGAGAUGUUAAAUUGAGAAAUUUGCGCCUAAGGAAAGAGAGUCUUGAUAAAUUCAAGUUACCAGUGGAUGUAAAAUUUGGUCAAUUGGGGCAAUUGACUUUACAAAUUCCUUGGUCCAAUUUGAAAGGAAAACCAGUUAGAGUUAUUAUCGAAGAUGUGUAUUUAUUGAUAUCACCUAAAAUUGUUCAAGAUUAUGAUUUAGAAGAAGAGGAAUUGAGACUGCAAGCGGUAAAGAAAGAAAAAUUGGCACAAUUAGAAACAUUUUUGGACGCAAAAUCACAAGAGUUGGGGACUGAUUUAGAGAAUGAGACCUUUGUGGAAUCCUUAGUUACCAAAAUAGUGGAUAAUCUCCAAGUUACUAUAAAAAAUAUUCAUUUAAAGUAUGAGGAUGAUUCUGUUUUAACCGAGACUCCGUAUUCGAUAGGGUUUACUUUGGAUGAAUUGUCAGCAGUUUCAACAGAUGAGGACUGGGUACCUUCCUUUAUCAACAUAACCCAAGCACUUACAAGAAAAUUGUUGACUUUGAAAAACCUUUCUUGUUACAUGGAUACUCAGGCGACUGAGUUGUAUUCAAACCUUGACCGUGAAGAAAUACACGCUGCGUUCCAGAAAACGUUGACUGACAUAGAGUACUUACUAAAACCGGUCACUGGUAAUGGUAAGUUAACGGUUAAUAAGACUGGAACAACUGCCACUAUACCACACAUAGACACAGACUUGUUUUUCGAAGAAUUUGGAGUUGAAUUGAAUUCCCAGCAAUACCAAAAUUUAUUGUGGACUGCUUCUAAAUUUCACUGGUUCAUGAAAACUGAAAAAUUUAGAAAAUUUCGUCCUAAAAUUGCUCCUAGUGAGUCUCCAAAGGAAUGGUUUCAAUAUGCCGCCAAAGCUGUAUUAGAUGAAAUCCACGAAAGAAACUAUAAGUGGAGUUGGGCAUACUUUGAAAAAAGACGAGACCAAAGAAAGGAAUAUGUUGCAUUAUGGAAAUUGAAAUUAGAGAAUAAAAUGUCACCUGAACAACAGAAAUCGCUCGAUGAUUUGGAAUGGGAUUUGCCGUAUGAAGAUAUAAAACUAUAUCGUUCCUUGACCAGAAAUGAAUUGAAAAAGGAAAAGAAGAAUAUUUCUUCUUUGUACGACACUGAGAGUAAAUCUACAAAUGGUACCCAAUCUACGGGAAGUGGUGGUGGUUGGCUUUCAAGUUGGUGGGGUGGUGCCAAACGGCUGAAUGAAAGCGAAGAAAAACUGAACAACGAACCUCAAUCUAGUGACAAGAUCGAUCUUUCUUUGAGUGACGAACAAAGGAAAGCACUUUAUGAUGCUAUUGAUUAUGACGAGAAUGCUGAUACAGCAACUGUGGAUAUUCCCAGAGAGUGGGUGAAAAUGCAAGUUACAAUGCAUUUGAACAAAGGGGGAUUUACUAUUAAGCGUAACAAGACAACUACUUUAGGAGAAAUUGUCUUUGAAGGUUGUAAAACACAGUUCUAUGAGCGUCCAGAUUCGUUUGUUGCUAGUUUCCAAAUGGAGGAAUUUAGAAUUGAGGACAACACCAAUACAUCGCUAUACAAACACAUAGUCAGUGUCAAGCAAGAUGAAGAAAACCACCAAGAUCAUAGUUUUGAUGAACCUUUUUUGCAGUUAUCGUUUGAAAAUAACCCAUUGCAUCAAGAAGCAGAUUCAAGUCUUGUUGGAAAAUUAAAAUCAAUGACCAUUUAUUACAACCCUAAGUUCAUAGAAGAAAUUAUUAAAUUUUUCACUCCCCCCAAGAUUCAUUUAGAUACAGUGGGAGCAAUUAUGAAUGCUGCCGAGUCAACUGUUGAAGGAUUAACUACACAAACAAGAAUGGGGUUAGAAUAUGCAUUGGAAGAACACAAAACAAUCAAUGUCAAGUUGGAUUUACAAACACCUUUGAUAAUUUUACCACUUGAUCCUGCCAGUGUUAAAUCCCCAGUGGCAAUUCUUGAUGCAGGGCAUAUAAGUGUAAUCAGCGAUUUGGUUGAUAAAUCAAAAAUCAAAGAAUACAAAGAAAAACAGCAAUACUCUGCCAAGGAUUGGGAGAGUUUGAAGAACUUGAUGUAUGAUCAAUUCCAUGUAAAUCUUGAAGAUGCAAGGUUUUUAGUGGGACACAAUAUCAAAACCACUAUGGAGCAAUUGUAUUCCACCGACAGAUCGACUUACGUUUUAGACACAUUCAAUUUAGGUUUGCUUUUAGGUGUUUCCAUUAUUCCGGAUGCACAAAACUUGGCUAGAAUAAGAAUACGUGGGGAUGUUCCUAAGGUUGCAUUGGCCAUUAAUGAUUUCCAGUACAAAACUUUAAUGCAGAUUAUAGAUGUGGCAAUUCCUAACACAGAUUUUGAAAGUUCAGAUACUUCCAGUAUUUUUAAUGCGUUUGGUAACAGCAGAAGUAUUCAGGAUGUUGAUAUUGAAGACACCAGUAAGCAGGUCAGUAAACCUAAUGCUCCAACAAAUAAAGAUCAGCACCAAUUCGAGUUUGAUUUGAAUGUUCAGUUGGUUCAAAUUUCACUCUCUAGAUGUAUAGAUGGGGUAACACUACAAACAGAGCCAUUAGCGGAAAUCGUUGGUGAGUCGUUGACUUUGAAUUUCUACAAAACCCUUACUGACAUGCAUUUAACAUUAAGCGUAUUUGACAUCAGCCUAUUGGAUCAUAUUGAAAAAUCGGGAGUGCCAGAAUUCCAAAAGCUAGUAUCUUCAAAUAGUGAAGGUGAAACCAAGAACUUGCUUGAAAUGAAAUACUCGCGAAAGCAAAGGAUGGUGAUAUUUAAAAACAAGGAGAUUGAAGUAUUCGACCAAGAUGUGGAUAUGCAAAUUGCUGUUGUCAAAUUCGUGGUCACAAGAAAAUCUUACUUGAGCUUGUUGAAUUUUGUGUUAAAUACUUUUACUGAUCCAAACGCACCAGCAACAUCUGCCAAUGAGUUAAUAAAUGACACUUCAAGCGAAGAUACUUCACCACAAAAAAUUAAUGUCAAUGUUGCAUUAGAAAGUAUAAUUAUUGUUUUAAACGAAGAUGGCAUCAAAUUGGCUACAUUGCAGCUAAGCUCGGCUGAAGUGAGAGUAUUUUUGUUACCAGAUACAAUGGAUAUACAGGGUAAACUUGGAGCGUUUGCAUUACAUGAUGAAGUUAACCAAGGUUCUCCCAGAAAUUCAUUAAUUAGAAAUCUUAUUCAUAUUGAUGGUGACAAUUUGGCUCAGUUUUCUUAUAAGGCCUACGAUAAUGCUACUCAAAGCAAACCGUCAGUUGUGGAAUUUGAGACUGGCGCUAUCACAAUAAAUUUUAUUGAGGCAUCAUUUAAUAGAAUAUUGGCAUAUUUAAACCAGUUCCUUAAAAUGAAGGCAAUCUAUGAUAGUGCACGUCAAGCUGCCAUCAAUCAAUCUGCCCAAUUACCUGCUCAAUUAUUGUUUAAUGUUUUAAUCCAUGCACCGACAAUCGUGUUUCCGUUUGUAAAUCAUAAUACUAACAAGUUAGUGGCUAAUUUGGGAGAGAUUUAUGCUCAUAAUCAAUACAAGGAUGCAAUAAAUACAAUACAAGUUGGUAUCCGUAAUGUUAAUGUUAUGUCCCAUUUAGUGUUUGAAGGUAAUAUCCAACAAGAUCUGCAUAUGGUAGAUGAUUUAGACGUUUCGUUUGAUAUCGAGUAUUCAGAGAAAUAUAUUAGAGACACUCCAACAGUUGUGGUACGUGGUAAAAUGCCAGAGCUUGAUUUACAUCUAACUGAAAUUCAAUUGAAAAUGUUAACACAGCUUUCUGAUUCUGUGAAUAGAGCCUUUACGUUUGACAAUUCAGAUUCUAAUUUACAAGAUGUUGAAGAAGACGCUGUUUAUGCAAACGAAGUUCUUAGACACAACACUCAAAUGAUUCAUGCUGAAUCACCCCAGCAACAAACAUCUGUAAGUCCUCCUAAUGCAGAAGAUACUGAUAUUCCUGGAAAUCAUAAAAUGGUUGACUUAAAAUUUGAUAUUCCUCGAGUAGCUUUGACUAUUUACAAUGGAACUGCAAGUACCACUACAUUGAAAAAUUGUUCAUUAUCUACUUUUACAAUGAACAAAUUAAUUUGUGAAUUUGACAUGUUGCAUAAUGGGCAUUUCAAUGCCAAUGUCAAAAUCAAGUCAUUUGUUGUAAAAGAUACAAGGGUCGAUACAGACAGCAAAUUUCCCGUGAUUAUCCCUAGCGUGGACGGGGUUGAUAACCAAUUUACGUUGUUAGUCACCACUGAAGGUCCUCCAGACAGUAGGAAUAUUACUGCUAUGCUAACGGUUGAGAAACCCCAAACAAUAUUGGCUCUUGACUACUUGUUUGAAGUGCAACUGUUUAUAAACAAAGCAACAGAACAAGAGGCACCACCCCCUUUUGUUGAGAGACCAAGACAAAAGUCUACAACUUCUGUUACAACAAAGUCAGCAAAAACUCAAAGCACUGAAAUUUCUAAUCUGAAAGAUGUGACUUCAAACACAGUAGGGUUUUCCGUCAAUAUAAUCGAACCAUCUGUUCUUUUACUCGCGGAUGAUACCCAAGAAAAUACUGAAGCAGUUGUAUUUAAAGUUGGUCAAAUAUUAAUUACUCAACAGAAUGUAAUCUCGUUAGCUGCCAGUAACAUUGGAAUGUAUUUGAUGGAUAUGAACGAGCAAGAUACGUCUAGUUAUAGAAUUAUUGACGAUUUUUCUGUAUCUUUUGCACAUGAUUCACGGGGCUCUACUGCUACCAAGUUUUUGACAAACAUUCAAGCAUCUAUAGAUCCAUUAAUCGUCAGAGUUUCGUUGAGAGAUAUUCGACUUGCAUUGGGAAUAUUCAAUAGAGCAAACGACUUGUACAUGAAGUACCAAGGUAUGGUUGAAGAGACAUCAAAUUCAGAAGAAUUCCAGUUCUCGAAGAAUUUCAAAAAGAGGCUUUCGCAGUAUGCUCCUAGUGUGCUUUCAACAUAUUCUGAUGAAUCCGAUUAUGAGACUCCCCGAAUUCCACCAGGUGUUGCUAUUGUAAAAGGUGAAGAGUUGAAUGCCAAUUUUGGUGGUUUGAGAUUUGUUUUGAUUGGUGAUGUAUCUGAGUUGCCUGUCCUUGAUAUGCAAAUCAAACCUUUUGAAGCACGGGCAAUCAACUGGUCCACAGAUCUUAAUGCUGAAGUUCAUAUUGAGCAUUAUAUCAAUAUUUUCAAUUAUGCACGAUCGUCUUGGGAACCUUUGGUUGAAAGCUGGCCAAUAGCAGUUUACAUGUCAAAAGCUCGACACCCGAAACCUCAAUUAUUAGUGGAAAUAAUUUCCAGACAAGUAGCUCAAGUGACGCUUACAUCUAAGGCAGUAGCAUUGUUAUCACAAGUAUCUGAUUUGAUUACUUCUGGAGAGAAAUUGAAACCAAGAGGUGAAGAUUAUCCAUAUGUAAUAGUAAAUGAAACUGGAUUAGAUUUGGAAGUUUGGAAUGAUACAAAGGAAUCCGAAACUAGAACCGAAAUAAAAUCUUGGGACUCUAAACCUUGGAGUUUUGAGGAUUGGCGAUCGAUCCGUGAGAAUUUGGAUGCUGAUGAUGCUAGUACUUUGGGAAUUAGAUUUGUUGAUAGCAAGUACCAAAAUAUUGCAAAAGUAUCGGCCUCUAGCGUUGGCGAAGAGUUGUAUGUUAUGUAUCCUCCUGUCGAUGGAGUGCAUAAUAGAUUAUCUGUUGAUAUUAUGCUAAGAGAGGAUAAUGUUAAAGUCAUUAGAUUGAGAUCAACAGUUAUUUUAGAAAAUGACGCUGAUAUACCUAUUAUUAUUGAUAUUAGUGAUGCACGAGGUGAUAAAGAAUUGCGCAUUGGGUCUAAGGAAAGCAAAUCCUUACCUAUUGAUUUGGUUUAUGGCGGUAAAUUAAAAAUUAGACCGGAAACAAACAUACCUUAUGGUUGGUCUGAAGAGCAAUUAUACUGGAAAGAUGCAAUGAAAGGUUCUAUUGCAUUGAGUUGUCGAGCAGCAAGUAAAGACGAUAAGUCUGUUUAUUAUUUUCAAGCAGAAGCAGUAUAUGACACGGAGGAGCCUUUGGCUCACGUCUAUCCGCAUAUGAAAUUGGUGGUGUCUGCGCCAUUGGAAAUUGAGAACUUGCUCCCAUUUGAUUUCAAGUACCGAUUAUACGAUAAACAUGCAAGAAAGGAUUGGACAGGAAAGGUAGAGAAAGGUGUUAAGAGUUAUAUUCAUAUUGUUAAUUUGGAAAGCUUGCUACUUCUUAGUGUCGAGCCUGUGAAUGGCAACUUCAAGAGAUCAGAGUUUGCUGUAAUAAACCAUCCCAAGAAAAGUGAAUUUGAAAGAGAAAACACCAUUACAUUACAAGAUACUCACAACAGGAUACUUAAGUUGAGAAUAUACUAUCCUAGAAAAAAGUCAGACAGCACGAGUUUGAAAGUUGUGAUUUAUUCGCCGUAUAUUAUUUUGAAUCGAUCGAAUUUGAAUUUGGCUAUUAGUGAGCGUGGUAACACUAUUGAACUGCUCGGCAGAUCUGGUGAGGAACAAAAGAUUACACCUGCUAUGUUUUCAUUUGAGAAGCAUGGGGAUACCAAGAAUCGAGCAAUUAUAAAGGCAGAAGAUUCAAUUUGGUCUCACCCUAUGAGUUUUGAUGCUCUUGGGCAAUCAAAUGAAAUCAAAUUGCAGAUUACUGGGAAACAAAGGGAAAUAGAUCUCGGUGUGACAGUUUCAGAAGGGGAAGGUAAAUACAAUUUAACCAAAGUUAUAAGUAUUACCCCAAGAUACAUUUUUGUCAAUAAGCUAGAAGAGGAGUUGCAAGUUGUGGAAGUUGGUACUACCAAACAAUUAUCGAUUGAGUCUGGCGGUUCAUUGCCCCUUUAUGGUUUGCGCAUAUUAGAGAAAAAGAAUUUAAUGAUGAAGUUCCCACAAGCAUCAGGAUCAAUGUCUUGGUCACAACCAUUCUGUAUUAAUGAUGUAGGGCAAAUGUUUGUGAAGGUACUUAAAAAGGAUGUGGGACAAGUAUUAGUUAAGGUCACAAUAAUGCUAGAAGACGCUACUGUGUUUAUCCAUAUAGAGAAUGGUAAUGAUCAAUGGCCAUUUUCUAUUCGAAACUUUACUAAUGAAGAGUUCUAUAUUUAUCAGAAUGAUCCCAAUAUUAAUGUUAAUGGCGAGGUUGUGAAAAGUGAAACACCAUAUAAGCCAAUCUACUAUAAGGUUCCUCCAAAAAGUGUUAUGCCAUACGCGUACGAUUAUCCAAACGCUAUUAUCAAAGAAAUAAUCAUUAGAUCACAUGGAAGAGAGCGUGCGGUAAGUUUGGCAGAAAUCGGUACGUUGAAACCUUUUAGACUUCCUGCUACAAAUGACAAGGAACAGCGAAUUGUUGACCUCAAUGUUGUUGCUGAUGGACCCACACAGUCUUUGGUUAUUUCAAACUAUGACCCGUCCAGCAGUCUAUAUCAAUUAAAAGGAGGUUCGACCUCAUCGAGUUCAGUGGCAAAUAGUCACAGUGGUCAAUUUGAAGCGGUUGAAAAUGAUGAAAACUAUCACACUAAAAUCGUUACAAAGUUUGAUGGAUUUGGAGUUUCUUUGAUUAAUACAAGAGAUCAGGAAUUGUGUUACAUUACUUUGAAAGGAUUAGAGUUUAGGUAUAAUGAAUCUAACUUGUAUCAAACUGUUAGUGCUAAAUUGAAAUGGAUUCAAAUUGACAAUCAACUCUAUGGAGGCAUAUUCCCAAUUAUUUUGUACCCAAGUGUUAUUCCAAAAACUGGGAAGGAAUUGAAUAGUCAUCCAGCAUUUUCAGGAUCUAUAUGUCGCGUAAAAGAUGAUACACAUGGUGUAUUAUUUAUCAAGUAUGCUACACUUUUGUUGCAAGAAAUGACCUUAGAAAUUGAUGAAGAUUUCCUAUUUGCACUACUAGACUUCUCCAAGUUCCCAGGGGCUUCAUGGAAUAAGCAACAUGUUGACAGGUUAUGUGAUGAUAAUUUGAAUAUACCUGAGCCAGCCAAGCUUAGUGACACUAGCGAUAUCUAUUUUGAAGCAUUACAUUUACAACCACUUCAAGCAAACUUGUCAUUUGUGCGAACUGAAAGAGUUAAUGCAGAGGAUAAGGGCUCAUCCCAGAAUACUUUAAUGUUUUUCGUAAACAUAUUGACGAUGGCAAUCGGAAAUAUAAACGAUGCUCCAAUAAAGUUAAAUGCUUUGUUUAUUGAAAAUAUAAGAGUCCCCAUUCCAAUUUUGGUUGACUCUAUCCAAACACAUUAUAGCCAGGCUUUUUUCUACCAGCUUCAUAAUAUCAUUGGAUCGGCAGACUUUUUGGGGAACCCGGUGGGUUUGUUUAAUUUGCUUUCUUCAGGUGUCAUUGAUAUAUUUUAUGAGCCUUACCAGGGAUUUGUUUUGAAUGAUCGCCCUCAAGAAUUAGGGAUUGGUAUUGCUAAGGGAGGAUUGAGUUUUGUUAAGAAAUCUGUUUUUGGGUUUUCUGACUCUAUUUCAAAAGUAACUGGAUCGAUUGCCAAGGGGUUGUCUGUUGCCACUAUGGAUAAACUGUUCCAGGAGCGUCGUCGUUUAAAUACCAGAAGAAACAGACCAAAACACGCUUUGUAUGGAUUUGCUACUGGUGCUAAUUCGUUUUUUGACUCAUUGUCCUCAGGUGUCACCGGAGUUGCUACAGCUCCAAUUGAAGGGGCGAAUAGUGAUGGUGCCGCAGGAUUUUUCAAGGGUCUUGGGAAAGGAAUCAUUGGAUUACCUACAAAGACUGCAAUUGGGAUUUUUGAUUUAGCAUCAAAUGUCAGUGAGGGAAUUCGUAACACCACAACUGUUUUCGAUAGUGAGGGAUUAGACAAGGUUCGAUUACCGAGAUAUAUAAAUCCAAACGGAGUUGUCAAACCAUACUCACAAAGGGAAGCGCAAGGUCAGUAUUGGCUUAAUAACGUGGAUGGUGGUGUCUAUUAUAAUCAAAAAUAUUUGGCACAUUUGCUUUUACCAGGCGAAGAGAUGGCUGUUUUGGUUUCUUUUAAAUUAAUAAUUUUGUUUGAUAUAAACUCGUUAUUGUCCAAAUGGGUGAUAAAGUUUGAGCAAAUCAAAUCGAUUUCAGUUGAACCUACAGGAUUGACAAUUCAGUUGAAGACGAAAAAGGGCCCAUUCAUACCUAUUCCAGAUAGAACAGGCAGAAAUUUCUUAUAUCAGAAAAUUGGUAUUGCUGUUCAAGAAUUUAACAAGCACUGUCAAGUGACUCUAUAG